CCUUGGACUGAAGUGAAUACAGAGCUCAAGAGGCUGCAGGGAAUAAACAAGGAGGCCUAACAUGCGCAGGUAGUUUGAUUCACCAAGGACUAACCGAGAGAGCCACCCUACCUGUUGCACCAGGACACCGGCAUGUACCCCAACUCGCAGUCAGCCAGACACCCGGCUCAGACGCUGUCCCUGAACAGUCAGUACUUUCCGCCUCCAUAUGACUUCACCGGAUUUCAUCACCUACCGGGAGUUGGUGACCCGUCGACAGGCGCUUGGAGCUCGAUGUACGCACCCCGGGAAGAGUACGCCUACAGCUUCCCGGGGUCAAGUCCCAGCAGCGCUGCGCAGGCCAGCUUCUCGUCCCCAGAGCUGAGCGGCACUCCCACCACAGCUGGAGGGGGUUCCUUCAACCCGUACAACUUCAUCUCAGGACAGGACCUCUUCGGUCCCAAGAGGAGACCACAUGAAACCGUUUCAGGAACCAAGACUCGCACUAAGGACAAGUACCGGGUGGUAUACACUGACCAGCAACGCCUGGAGCUGGAGAAGGAGUUUCAGUACAACCGCUACAUCACCAUGAGGAGGAAGACCGAGCUGUCCAUGGCACUCAGCCUCUCUGAGAGACAGGUGAAGAUCUGGUUUCAGAACAGACGUGCCAAAGAGAGGAAGAUAAACCGUAAGAAGCUGCAGCACUCUCAGCAAGCCUCCACAACUACCCCCACCCCGCCUGCACAGGGUGGACCCGCUGACUCCCACGUCCCCACCAGCCCCUGCAGCAACAUUUUAGCUGACACUAUAUCAGAGGAAUAUUAGGUGGAUUUAAUAUGAAAGACUGAUGCAGCAUGAAAUAUGUACAUAGCGUUAUUAUGUUUUAUAAUGUUUCCACAGAUUGAAUGACGAUGAAUCGCAUCAACAUGAUGUAAUAAUGCUGCGCCUCAUGCCUUUCAAAAUGACAAGCACUACAUUUCUGUUGCACUGAUCAUUCGUAGUGGACUUUUCAAACCACUAGUGUGUUAAUAUUGAUCAUUUUAAGAACCACAAUAUUGAAUUCAGUCCAAGAAACACUGAAUAAACGUUCACAUGGAAAAUGUACAUGCAAAGAUUUUUUAUUGAUAAGUGACAAUGCAUUUAUGGUCAAAUAUCAAGGUUUAUUUUACUGAAUUUGAGGAAAUACGUCUCAAAAUCACUUUAGAGCAUAGUAAUACAAAUGUGGCUUUUGACUAAAUGAAAAGGGAAUUACAAAGAUUCUUAAUUAUUAAUUGAAUGUACAGGAAAUGUAGAAAGAGCACAGAAUGGAAAAGAAGGAGAAAGAACGGGAAAAAUGUUAACGCGUGAUAUGAUGAUUAUUUAUGCCGGAUUUAAGAUAAACAGGUUGGUUUACAUUAAGGGAUGAAAAAGCAGCUGUACAUGAAGUAAUUGAAAGGGUGGCUACACAGAAACAUAACAUUUUUUUCCGUCAAACGCAUGUAUAAUGAAACUUAGUUUAAAACCUUUUCACUUUUUGUUUUAGAUACAAUACUGUGAUGAAAUUUUUAAAAAGUGAGAGAAAACUUGUUUAAAAAUAGGCUGUUGAAUAGUUUGUUAACCACAUCCUAAAAAAAACCCUUCCACUUGACUCCUGCUUAUCAACAUUGGAUUGUCAGAAUAUGUAUGCAAUGUUAAAAUGAAUUACACCUUAUGAGUUAGCAAAAUUAACACACGUUUAGUUGGUUAGAUUGUUGCUUAAAAAAGAGGAAAUCGCAACCACAGUUGGCCGCACAUUGCAACAACUUUUGUUUCGAAAUAAAGUGUUAUACCGCCAA
Messenger RNA from Eleginops maclovinus (Patagonian blennie), 1793 nucleotides. It is a transcript of the gene cdx1a, whose product is annotated as caudal type homeobox 1a. The transcript is spliced from 3 exons. Lineage: Eukaryota; Metazoa; Chordata; Actinopteri; Perciformes; Eleginopidae. Gene Ontology annotation, molecular function: RNA polymerase II transcription regulatory region sequence-specific DNA binding; DNA-binding transcription factor activity, RNA polymerase II-specific. Gene Ontology annotation, biological process: embryo development; animal organ morphogenesis; regulation of transcription by RNA polymerase II. Gene Ontology annotation, cellular component: nucleus. The record is from RefSeq and is a predicted model, not a curated record. The coding region runs from base 133 to 804 and encodes 223 amino acids.